Messenger RNA from Dendroctonus ponderosae (mountain pine beetle), 1905 nucleotides. RefSeq names its product 5'-nucleotidase domain-containing protein 1 (gene Nt5a). NCBI's taxonomy places the organism in Eukaryota, Metazoa, Arthropoda, Insecta, Coleoptera, Curculionidae. Bases 301 to 1683 code for a protein of 460 amino acids. The transcript has a single exon. The record is from RefSeq and is a predicted model, not a curated record. Gene Ontology annotation, molecular function: 5'-nucleotidase activity.
AAUCCGCAAAAUAAUAAAUUGGCAAUUUGUUGUCCUGCUCCACUAUUGUGGCACAGACAAGAAGAGAUAAAUCUGUUAUAUGUAUUUUCAUCUGACAACAUUGUUAUGAAAUUUUAACCUGUUCCAAGGCAAUUAGAAUUAGAAAUAAGGUCAAUGUCACAGAGUCAAUGUGUAAAAGAUAUUUCUAAACAAUUAGGCAAAGUAGUAUUGAGUUAAAUUCAAGUAGUUUGCCAGUUCCCCAGUCUGCCUUAGUAGUAAAUCAGAAGAAAUGCUCUGCAUGUGUUCGCCAUCUAUCACGAUAUGAUAGCGACAAGGGUUUGCCAAAGAUUUAAAAAAGUUGUUAAUAUAUCUAAUAGUAAACGUGUAAAGGUGAUGUUCAAUAGUGGAAAACAGGAGAUAAAAUGUUAUUCUUCAACUAUCAGUGAUUCAACAAGGAGUAAAGGAUUUGCCCACAACUACUUCAGAUUUACUGAUUAUGACUGCUUGGGAUUCGAUUUAGAUAACACCUUGGCUAGAUAUAAAGUAGGUGCUAUGAUAGAGAUGGAGUAUGAUAUUUUAGCCAACUUUCUGGUUGACAACAAAGGCUAUUCAGCGAAACAUUUGCUUAAACCUUUAGACCAUAAUUUCAUCAUUAAGGGCUUGAUUGUUGAUGAUGAAAAUGGCAAUUUGCUAAGAAUUUCUGGAGAUGGAACAAUCAUUCAAGCUACACAUGGUACAAAAAUCUUGACACAACAGGAAGUAAAAUCCUACUAUCCCAAUCUUCGAUGGAGAGCAACCGACUUGUUCGCUGAAGAUCCUCUGCAAACGUGGAAUGGGCCCUAUUCCGAAAAAAUGCGCACCCUAUUAGACUAUUAUGAUGUAAUAGUGAGUUUAAUAUUUGCCCGAGCAGUGAACUCGAUUGAUGAAGAUAAUUCUGAUAGAAAACUGUACAAUAUUUGGCCUGAUCUGCUAGCAGCAUUACAAGACAUGUUCACAAGAGAACAUUUUCAAAAUGAAAAAGGAAAGUAUUUUGCAGAAAUAAAGGCAAAUCCACACACGUAUUAUUAUAAAUGCAGCAAUCAUCUUAUCAGAUGGUUAAAUGAUCUUAAAGCCAAAGGAAAAAUAUUGUUCCUAAUUACGGGGUCCUAUGUGGAUUUUGCUACACACACCGCCAGCCAUACAAUAGGAGAAAACUGGAGAGAUAUGUUUGAUAUUGUGAUAAGCUAUGCCAAAAAACCAGGCUUUUUCACUGACCACAAGGACUUCAUUUCUUUAGAUGGUUUCAAAGAAGGAGAAGCGUUGAAAAUUGACGAUUUGAAAUUAGGAGGAAUUUACACACAAGGCAAUUGGAAUGACUUAAAGACAUUUUUGGAAACCCAUAGUAAACUUUCGAAUCCUAGAUUUCUUUAUAUAGGAGACAAUUUAGUUCAAGAUAUUUACACACCACAUGUAUAUGCUGGGUGUGAUACAGUUACGGUUUGCGAGGAAUUGGAAGCUGAAGGUGUCUACGGACAUGAAAAAUGGCAUCCCGAUGAGCAAUUUCUUUGUUCAACUGUUUGGGGAUCGUAUUUCAAAUCCAAAGACACAGGGCAAAUGACCAACUGGUAUGAUAUUAUGAAAAAGCACUCAAAAUUCUUCGUCCCCAGUCUCGAAUAUGUUGCCACCUUCCCAGUGGAUCAUCAAUUUAAAAUUGAUAUAUAUUAAAAGAAUAUGCAUUCAAAUAAAUUGUUAAAUGUUAAAUAACUUUAUUUGUGUAAUUGAGCGCACCCGUUUUCACCUGCACCUGUCGACAGUUAUGUGCCCAUAUUAUCUUCUUACUUUAGCUGAAUUUGUAUAUUUUUAAAUUGAUAGAGCUUUUAAUGCUUGACAUUUUAUUGUUAAACCGUUACUUAAAUUACUUUAAUAAAACCAACGUUUUUAAAUGUC